GCCCCGGCCCUCCCCGAGAGCGCGGGUCGUCCUUCCGCCCCGAGGAGCAUCCAUUAAGGAGAGCGCCCCCUCCCGGAGAAGUACAGCCUGGCCGUCCCGAGCUCUCCGUGCCCAUGUCGGCACCAACGUGCCUCCCACCAGCUGCCGAGGAGCCCGACUGCGUCGUGGUGGUGAAGAUGGAAGGGCAGGAGGAGGCCUGGGACCUGGAACCCGGCCUGCCCCGCAGAGGCCGCUCCAGCCCCGAGGCCUUCCGCCAGCGGUUCCGGCAGUUCGGCUACCAGGAGGCGCCCGGGCCCCGGGAGGCCCUGGGCCGGCUGCGGGAGCUGUGCUGGCGGUGGCUGCGGCCCGAGGCGCACACCAAGCGGCAGAUCCUGGAGCUGCUGGUGCUGGAGCAGUUCGUGGCCAUCCUGCCCGAGGAGCUGCAGGCCUGGCUGCGCGCGCACGGCCCGGGGAGCGGGGAGGAGGCCGUGACGAUGCUGGAGGAGCUGGAGAAGGAGCUGGACGGGCCGGCGGAGCAGGUUUUGGGACAAAAUGCAGAGGACGUGGCAGCUCAGGAAAUCCCUCGGGAGUCGCCAAGUGGCCCGCCCAAGCCUGCGAAGCCGCAGCCGCCGUGCCCAUCGCGGGAGCGCCACUCCUCCAGGCCAUGCGAUAAGGACACGAGAACUCAAAAUGUGAAAUCAGCUUCGAGGCAAAAGACUUCUUCGGGCGUAGAACUGCAUGGCGAUGUUCCUAACACCAUUCACAGGAACCCUUCCCAGAGUUCCACAUCCAGAGGAACUGGCAGCCAAGAUGGUACGUUAGAUAGAAGAUACAGAAAUCCUUCUAGGAAAAAACAGCGCACGUGUGACGAGUGUGGCAAAACCUUCAGUCAGAGCUCAGCCCUCAUGCUCCACCAGAGGAUCCACAGUGGAGAGAAGCCUUUCGCAUGUGACGUGUGUGCAAAGGCUUUUAGCCGGAGUGCGGUCCUCAUUCAGCAUCGGAGAAUCCACACCGGGGAGAGGCCCUACAAGUGCCACGAGUGUGGGAAAGCCUUCAGUCAGAGCUCGAAUCUCUUCAGGCACAGGAAAAGCCACACGUGCGUCGGUCCUGGGAGGGAGUCAAAGCGUCUACUCAAAACUUUCUCAACAGAGGAAGACACACGGCACCAGUAGCUCCCUAGUGUAGAUCACUGGUCUUAAUGAGCAGGGUCCUUUCAAAGGUCAUAAAGAAGAGGAUACAGACCAUCUUAUGUCAGCCUUGUUUGCUUCUCUGCUACUGUAUUGAUAAGCAGAAAAGCAGACAAGGCUGAAUUGAACUCUGAUUUCCAUCCGGAGAGUAGCUCUUGAAAGACAUUCUCAGACACGUUCUAUUUCUGCUCUUUGCACCAACGAUGACAUAGUACAGUGGCCCCUCGAACACUGGUUUGAACAGCAGAAGUGUUAACUUUAUGUAUAUUUUUCUCAGUGCGUAUACAGUUGGCCCUCUGUGUUCCUCGGCUUCAACCAACCACAGAUUGAGUCUGCAGAUGCAGGGAGCCAACUGUGUGCAUUGUUCUAUGCCAUUUCAUACAAGGGAAUUGAGCACCCGCCUAUUUGGGUAUCUACUGGGGGUGGGGGUGGGGGUGGGUAGGUGAGCCUGGAACCAAUCCACCGCAGGUACUGAGGGACGACUGUGUAUUUCUUUUUAGACAAAUGCAUGUCCCCUGUUGAGAAAGAAUCUGAGUUACUCCAUAUAAAAACAUAAUCUUUUCCAUUUCAUACCUUAAGUAUGAGAGUUCUCAGACCAAAGAUGAAAGCACUUUUUAAACAUUUCUCAUUUUGCUUUCUGUUACUAGAUUUUUAAAUAUGAGAAUAGGAUUGAGGAGGCCCAAGAGAAUAUGUACCUCAAGAUCUAGGCUGAAACGCCCAGGGUCAUUGUCAGGAGGCUGGUGAGUAAAGGGACUUAAUCUCUUACGAAAACUCACAAGAGCAUAGACAUUACUGAUGAGACUAAGAAAUUUCCUGUGUAGGAAAAAGAAAAAUCUCCUUUACAAUGUAACUUGGAGAUCACUCAGUGAAGGCAGUAAGAUGACUACACGUCUUAGGGAGUGGCUUCGGCCUAAGGAAUGUUCUGGUAAUGAGGUGGGUUGCCUAUGCUUAUGUAAGGUUGAUGACCCUCUUAAUAUGAAGGGAAGGAGAAGGGAGAUGAAGAAAAGACUCCAGAUGAGACUGACUGGUGUGACCCGGGUGUUGGCGAGUGCGGUGUGUGAUGGAGAGGGUACCAUGGCUUUGCUGGAAAAGGAAGCCCUUCCCAGCUGAGGCCUGUCCCUCCGGGCUCCUCCUGGCCCCCUUUAGCUGUGACCGUGUUUCAGGCACCACAAGGCAGCCUUGUCAGGGUCCUGUACGUUCUUAACAAGAUGAUUUUCAAAUGUUUGCAAAAUGGGACCCCGGAUUUUGAUGCUCUUGUACGAAUGAAACCACAGAAGUCAAUUGAGCGUCCGCCAAAGUCUUACCCACGUUCAGUCAGAUUCCCUGUACAGAUGUAAAAUGACCGAUGUGUGUGUUAAUAAUGUAUCCUGACAGGAUGCAACAGGCCCUCCCCUUUCUCAGGGAGUCUGGGAAGACUGUUCUGAGAAUGUGCAUCGCUGUGUUUCCCUGGCGUCACAGUGACCCCACACGGGGAACUUCUCUGCUGCAGGGGGCUCCUCUCGAAGUGUCAGCGCGCCAUCAGAAGAUCCAGCUGUGUCCAGUGCUUAGAGUCACCCCAGACACGGAGGUGGGGUCACUGAGCUCCGCUUACUCCAUUCAUAAGAUUAGUAGCGGGAGAAGUAAAUGUAAGCUUUAAUUCUGGGAUCUGCUGAUGGCGAUUAUAUUUUAUAGUUCUGGGGAAUAUAUUGAGUUUUGUAUAUUUUCCGUUAUUAAAAAUGUAGGGAUUCUUUGUUUGGUGCCGGUCUCUAGUUAAGAGAGGAAUAAGCCAUCUAUUAAAGCAGCAAAUGCCUCAGAA
This is a messenger RNA of Myotis lucifugus (little brown bat), 2961 nucleotides long. It is a transcript of the gene ZNF396, whose product is annotated as zinc finger protein 396. NCBI's taxonomy places the organism in Eukaryota, Metazoa, Chordata, Mammalia, Chiroptera, Vespertilionidae. The record is from RefSeq and is a predicted model, not a curated record. The coding region runs from base 114 to 1151 and encodes 345 amino acids. The transcript is spliced from 4 exons.